AUGGACACCAAAAUCGGAUCACUCGACACUUGCAAACCCCAAAACAACGUCGUUUGUUGCCCAUCCAACGGCUCUGUUUGCACCAUCCAAAACUCCGUUGUUCCCUCCACCGUCGUUAACUCCUCCGACGCCACCCUUGGCCGCCACCUUGCUCGCCGUCUUGUUCAAAUCGGCGUCACCGAUGUCUUCACCGUCCCCGGCGAUUUUAACCUCACGCUUCUUGAUCAUUUAAUUGCGGAGCCUGCGCUUAAUAACAUCGGCUGCUGUAACGAGCUUAAUGCUGGAUAUGCCGCUGAUGGCUACGCUAGGUCCCGCGGUGUUGGCGCGUGUGUUGUCACGUUUACCGUCGGUGGUCUUUCUGUUCUGAAUGCCAUUGCCGGUGCUUAUAGUGAGAACUUGCCGCUCAUUUGUAUCGUUGGUGGCCCUAACUCCAACGAUUAUGGAACUAACAGAAUCCUUCAUCAUACAAUUGGCCUCCCUGAUUUCAGCCAAGAACUCCGAUGCUUUCAAACCGUUACUUGCUUUCAGGCUGUUGUGAAUAAUCUUGAAGAUGCUCACGAAUUGAUUGAUACUGCCAUUUCUACUGCCUUGAAAGAAAGCAAGCCUGUUUAUAUUAGUAUUAGUUGUAAUUUGCCUGGGAUUCCUCAUCCUACUUUCAGCCGCGAUCCAGUUCCUUUUUCACUUUCUCCCAAAGUGAGCAAUCCACAUGGGCUAGAGGCAGCAGUGGAAGCAGCAGCACAUUUCUUGAACAAGGCUGUGAAGCCAGUGCUUGUUGGUGGGCCUAAAAUGCGAGUUGCAAAGGCUUGUGAUGCAUUUGUGCAGCUUGCUGAUGCUUGUGGCUAUGCCUUGGCUGUAAUGCCAUCGGCGAAAGGCCUGGUACCUGAGCACCAUCCUCAUUUCAUUGGAACUUACUGGGGUGCUGUCAGUACUGCCUUCUGUGCCGAGAUCGUCGAAUCUGCUGAUGCAUACUUGUUUGCUGGGCCGAUUUUCAAUGAUUACAGCUCUGUUGGGUACUCCCUUUUACUCAAAAGGGAGAAGGCCAUUAUCGUGCAGCCUGAUCGAGUGACCAUUGGCAAUGGACCUACAUUUGGAUGUGUUCUAAUGAAAGAUUUCCUUCAAGCCCUUUCAAAGCGCGUGAAUAACAACACUACUGCAUAUGAAAACUACCAUAGAAUCUUUGUUCCUGAAGGAUCCCCUUUGAAAGCUGAGCCUAAAGAGCCACUGAGAGUUAAUAUUUUGUUCCAACAUAUUCAGAAGAUGCUUAGUCAUCAAACGGCUGUGAUUGCUGAGACAGGGGACUCUUGGUUCAACUGCCAGAAACUUAAAUUACCAAAAGGAUGCGGAUAUGAAUUCCAAAUGCAAUAUGGUUCAAUUGGUUGGUCAGUUGGUGCUACUCUUGGAUAUGCACAAGCCGUUCCAGAAAAAAGAGUACUUGCUUUUAUUGGUGACGGAAGUUUCCAGGUGACUGCGCAAGACAUAUCAACAAUGAUCCGAUGCGGACAGAAAACCAUCAUAUUCUUGAUAAACAACGGUGGCUACACUAUUGAAGUUGAAAUCCACGACGGGCCUUAUAAUGUGAUCAAGAACUGGAACUACACGGCAUUGGUGGAUGCAAUCCACAACGGAGAGGGGAAGUGUUGGACAACAAAGGUUCGAUGCGAGGAAGAGCUUGUGGAGGCCAUUGAAACAGCUACAGAAGCCAAAAAGGAUAGCUUGUGUUUCAUUGAGGUAAUUGCUCACAAGGAUGAUACAAGCAAAGAACUAUUGGAAUGGGGCUCAAGAGUGUCUGCUGCCAACAGCCGCCCUCCCAAUCCUCAGUAA
This is a messenger RNA of Cucumis melo (muskmelon), 1821 nucleotides long. RefSeq names its product pyruvate decarboxylase 1 (gene PDC1). Gene Ontology annotation, molecular function: thiamine pyrophosphate binding; carboxy-lyase activity; magnesium ion binding. NCBI's taxonomy places the organism in Eukaryota, Viridiplantae, Streptophyta, Magnoliopsida, Cucurbitales, Cucurbitaceae. The record is from RefSeq and is marked provisional.